AAUUACCCCUUUCACCCCAUUUAGCCAUUCCCCAUCUCUCUCCUCUCUCCUUCCUUUUCAACGGCGUUUCUUCCCUUUCCCCCUCUCCCCCAUUCUGGUACGCAUCUCUCACCCUUCUCCUCUCUUUCUUUUUUAUCUUCUUUUGUUUCUUUUCUCCAUUAAAUUCUUUCUUUUACGACACUCUAGGACAGACGAACUCCAACAUGAACGAUGCUCCUGCGGCUCGAAGUGAUGCAGGUGGAAGGGAUAAAGACGGUCAAUCUACUUUGAAUAUAUCAAUGACCAUCCACUUUUUCAAUCUAGAUGGUAAGAUGGUCACCCAUGAAGGCUUGCAGGAUGAACAGCCUGGCUAAUACUAACAACCAACCAAAAGCCAAAUGAUGAACAACAAGAUGGAGUUGUGAGUACUGGGAAUUGCAAGAAUGAUUUUCCUAAAUGCCUUGGAUUUGUCAAGGUCAAUAUGGAUGGACUUACAAUUGAAAAAGGGUGGAUCAAAAUGCUCACUAUAGGUCAUCAUGCUCUGUUUUUUGUUUGUAAUUACGAGAUCAAAAUUAUUCAUUUAGCUAUGUAUAUUUUUCAAUAAUUUAUGUAGCUCAUUUUACAAUGUAAUAUGUUUGGUUUUAUUGAUAAUAACCUUGUUGGUCUAUGCAAUAGAACAUACACUAGUUUUCUGUGAAUCGUGUGUACAGACGAUUCUAUGUACAAGUUUUGUCAAUGUACAGACAAAAAGACUAAGUUUUGUUUGUGA
Messenger RNA from Cuscuta epithymum, 748 nucleotides. The record is from the annotation of a GenBank genome assembly. NCBI's taxonomy places the organism in Eukaryota, Viridiplantae, Streptophyta, Magnoliopsida, Solanales, Convolvulaceae.